Messenger RNA from Phyllopteryx taeniolatus (common seadragon), 818 nucleotides. RefSeq names its product ubiquitin-conjugating enzyme E2 variant 1-like. Gene Ontology annotation, cellular component: nucleus. The record is from RefSeq and is a predicted model, not a curated record. Lineage: Eukaryota; Metazoa; Chordata; Actinopteri; Syngnathiformes; Syngnathidae. Bases 130 to 573 code for a protein of 147 amino acids. The transcript is spliced from 4 exons. Gene Ontology annotation, biological process: protein K63-linked ubiquitination; DNA damage tolerance.
AUAGUAGAGUCGUGUAAAGAAAAAGAAAAACAAAAAAUAAGAGUCCGAGGCCAAGCUAGGCUGCGGGCGCAUGCCCGUGACGUCGGCCACUGCUCAGCUGCGUGCGCGCUCCCGUCGUGCACCAUCAACAUGGCGCUCGCCGCCGGAUCAGGAGUUAAAGUUCCUCGCAAUUUCCGGCUACUUGAAGAGCUGGAGGAAGGGCAGAAAGGUGUGGGUGAUGGAACAGUCAGCUGGGGUCUUGAGGAUGACGAGGACAUGACCUUAACUAGGUGGCGAGGAGUCAUCCUUGGCCCGCCACGAACGAGCUACGAAAACAGGAUGUACAAUCUGAAGGUUGAAUGCGGGCCAGGAUACCCGGAGUCGCCGCCCUUUGUCAGAUUUGUGACCAAGAUAAACCUGAACGGCGUGCACACCUCCAACGGCGUGGUCGACAUGCACGCGGUGACGGCGCUGGCCAAGUGGCAGAACUCCUACAGUAUCAGGACCGUGCUGCUGGAGCUGCGGCGGCUCAUGACCUGCAAGGAGAACAUGAAGCUUCCUCAGCCGCCCGAGGGCCAGAUCUAUACCAACUGAGCCCCUGCGCGUCUUUUCCACCUCCUUCCCCUCAUCGCAUCCACAUUCUAUCGGUCGAGCGAGAGAACGCAAGCUGAAAACCACAAGAACAACGCAGACGCGCACUCGCCAUUAGCUACGCACGUCAUUCCGGGUGGCUUCACACUGGAUUCCUCACUUGUGACCAUUGGUAUACGACACAUCUUUCUGGAUGAUUUGUGGACAUGGCAGAUUGUACAAUAACAUAAAUAAUCUUAUGAAGUGUA